AAGAGAGCCAGAUAUCUUAGAUAAUGGGAGUGAGAGCCAGUAAGCCAGGGAAACUGAUCGGAGCUAGAGUUGUUAAGAGACGAGGUGGCCCUCCAUUGGCUCCUAGAGGUUAUGUGCCCAUUUGCGUAGGAGUUAAUGAUGAUACCAGGAGAUUUAUAGUUCACAGAACGGCACUCGGUGACGCAGAGUUCACGGAGCUUCUCUGUAAAUCAGCUGAAGAAUAUGGUUUCUCUAAUCAAGGAGUUUUGAGGAUUCUACAUGAGGCAAAGGAUUUUGAGGAGUGGAUGAUCAGAAAAUCCAAGCUGAGGGUUGCUCGCGUUAAUCCAGUAUUAAUCCAAAGUCAUCAUGUCAAAGCAUGGAAGAACUCUAAUUGGGUAUGCAAAAUCAAGCCAAUAGAAUGCAAAAGCCUGGCAACGGGAAGCUGGAGAUAAGCAGUGAGCAACGGGAAGCUGGAGAUAAACUGGAGACAAAACAUAGCACCAGAAUGCUAUUGUACAUUGUGAUUUUAAUUAAGGGGUUUUGGUUAGUCUUUGUCUGCAAGCCAAAUCUACUUUGUAAAAUAUGCAUUACCAACCACAUACAAUAGCAUCAUCAACUAAAGCAUAAAAUAAUGUUUGUCAAAGCUUUAAUGCUACAGAAGCAUCUCUAACUACCCAAUCAUUUACACUUAAAUUAUGCAUUUCCCCUACCUCCUUUUGCAAAUCACUAAUUUAC
Messenger RNA from Manihot esculenta (cassava), 714 nucleotides. RefSeq lists its product as uncharacterized. The record is from RefSeq and is a predicted model, not a curated record. The transcript has 2 exons. The coding region runs from base 24 to 431 and encodes 135 amino acids. Gene Ontology annotation, biological process: response to auxin. NCBI's taxonomy places the organism in Eukaryota, Viridiplantae, Streptophyta, Magnoliopsida, Malpighiales, Euphorbiaceae.